AUGAAUAAAAGAGAUAAAGAUAGAGACAAAGAAAGAGACAAAGAGACAGAGGAGACAGAAGCAUCAUCAACAGCAACAGCAGCAUCAGCAGCAGCAACAGCAGCAGCAACAGUAGCAGCAGCAGCAGCAGCAACAAUAGCAACAGCAGCAGCAGAAACAGCAGUAGCAGCAGCAACAACAACAGCAGCAGCAGCAGCAACAAAAACAGCAGCAGCGGCAGCAAAAAAAACCGCAAGAGCAGCAGCAGCAGCAACAGCAGCAGCAGCAGCAACAGCAGCAGCAGCAGCAACACCAGCAGCAGCAGCAGCAGCAGCAGCAGCAGCAGCAGACCUCGGGUAG
Messenger RNA from Eimeria mitis, 339 nucleotides. RefSeq lists its product as uncharacterized. Bases 1 to 339 code for a protein of 112 amino acids. The record is from RefSeq and is a predicted model, not a curated record. Gene Ontology annotation, molecular function: ice binding. The transcript has a single exon. Lineage: Eukaryota; Apicomplexa; Conoidasida; Eucoccidiorida; Eimeriidae.